AUGGAUGAAACGUACGAUAAUGAGAAAGAACAAUAUCUAGUAGCUCCAUUUAUUGAGUCAAGAAAGGUGUAUCGAUGUGAAUGUGUCUCAUGCAAAGCUAGUGUUAAAUACCAUAAUUUAGUGAAAUGGUUAUUAUACGUUGGAGUAUUUUUCCCAUUUACUAUUUUUUAUGAAAUUGGAUUAUAUCUGUAUGUCAAUAUAUACCUGAAUCACAGAGUAGUUUUUCCAGAAUUUACUGAUAUAGAUUACCCUACUAAGUUUGAAAGGAAAGUAUUUGCAGAAAGACAUUUAGUGAAAAUACAAACUGAAACAGAGAGGGAGCUCAAAGAUCAAACACUUUUAAAUCUGGAUAAACCUAAAAUUUCCAUACCAAAAGAAAUUAGAAACACAAGUCUAUCUUUUCAACAGGAAUAUAGGUAUAAAGUUUUGAAGCAGAUAGCCACAGACAUAGUUAACUCUCACGAUUAUUACCGUAGUCAUUUUUUGAAGUGGACAUUAAGAUGUAUAGGCGUUUUAGUAGCUCAAUGUAUUAUUACAUUGCUACUUAUAGUUAUAUGUUUUGACUAA
Messenger RNA from Arxiozyma heterogenica, 567 nucleotides. RefSeq names its product Asg7p (gene ASG7). NCBI's taxonomy places the organism in Eukaryota, Fungi, Ascomycota, Saccharomycetes, Saccharomycetales, Saccharomycetaceae. The coding region runs from base 1 to 567 and encodes 188 amino acids. The transcript has a single exon. The record is from RefSeq and is a predicted model, not a curated record.